Messenger RNA from Macrosiphum euphorbiae (potato aphid), 501 nucleotides. The record is from the annotation of a GenBank genome assembly. NCBI's taxonomy places the organism in Eukaryota, Metazoa, Arthropoda, Insecta, Hemiptera, Aphididae.
AUGAUAGAAUUAAAAAUUAUCUAUGACCAAGAGGCAAUAAGGAAUCCCCAAGUAGCUGCUAAUUAUCCUUGGCCAACAGCUGAGUCCUCAAUGCGCCAAGCUCGUAGGAAAACCGUUCCUCCUUCACCAACUACUCUACGCGAAUUAGGAGAGUUUUUAGAUGUAAAUAAUGACCGAUACCAAUGCAGUAAUCAACCAUUUUAUAAAGAAUGGAUAGUAGACAAUCAUGGGAAAUUCAGCAUCAUGUUUGCUUGUGAUAAUCUUAUAUCUUCAGUAGUUCAUCAAGGCAGUACAGAGUUACAUGCAGAUGGAACUUUUAAAGUAGUACCUCUUACUCCACAUAGUAGACAGCUGUUUAUAAUCCAUCUAAUUCUGCAAAAUCACUCUAUUCCUGUUUGUUUUGUGUUAAUGGAAACCAAGAGUGAGGCAUCAUAUAAAAAAGUAUUAGAAAGAUUUAGAGCGAAAUACCCCAAUGUAAGACCAACCUCAGUUUGGAGUUAA